AGUGAUUUUCAGCAUGGAAAACUGGUACCCCUGCAUAAUUUGCGGAAUCGCCCGUUAUGGACAUGACGUCAUCGCCACACCACGGCUCACUUCGGAUGCCCGUGUUAAUCAAUGGCUUAAUCUAAUCGGAAAACCUGCUCUAAACAGAAUACUCGCCACCAACAAAAACCCCACACUCAACACUUUUAUCUGUAUUGAGCAUUUCGAGCCGGAAGAGCUCAUCGAGCCGAAAAAACGGCGGAUGAAGCCGAUAAAAACGACGAGGCGGGAGAUGGCGAUCUACGAGAAUUAUUUCCGGGAUCAUGGAUACUUUGAGACGCAGAAAAGUGACGUGAAUCGCAAGAAAUCGAUGAAAUUGACGUCGAUUUCGUGUUCUCAAUGCAGUGAAAGUGUGGAGAGGGAUGGAAAAUUUGCGAAAAUCGAUAUGGUAGAUCAUGCGAAGCUUCACAUGGAAUUAGGCGAUUGCCGAUGCGAGAAACACAAGAAAAUUGAGAGAAUCGAUAGAAUUGAUGGUGAAAAUUCGGAUUUUCAAUGCUCAGAAUGUGCAUUUAUUCUCAAUGCGGAAUUGGAAGCUGUUAAAGAGAAAGCUGAAUUUUGUUUUCCAAUGUUUCAAUUUGAAAAGAGCAAAUUUUCAAACUCCACCCUGGAACCUCGAAUGAAACCGGAAUAUAUUGAAAGCCGCCCGUUCUGGAAUUCGGAAGAAUAUGAUCCGGUAUUUCUAGAUUCUGAUGUGAAAUUCGAUUUGAUUGAAGAUUUCGAACCUCCUGAGCCGGAGCCGGAGCCGGAGCAAGUUGACACUGAACUAGUGAAACUGGAGCCGAUUGAUGGGGAUUAUGAGCAUAUGGAAGGAUGCUUCAGUGGUUUUGAGCAAGAAGAAUCUGAGCAACCCUCAACGAGCUCAGCGCCACGGAAAUUAGUUCAACAACGUGAUCGGCUUCUGGAAAACCUGUAUCAAUCGAAUCGUCAUCCAUCAAUGGAAGACAUCAACUCACUUCUCGACUUUUCCGGUGAUCAGCGAUCGAUCGAGGCGAUUUUCGGCUUUUUCGAGCGACGACGAAAUGACGAUAAUGAAAUGUGCACGGGAGAUGAUGCUUGCUCGAGUUUAAGACGUUAUUUGGAAAUGGAAUUACAUCCACAUGGACCAUUACUUGAGCCACCUGAAAUUCGGUGUAGAAUGAUUAAAAUGUUUGAGAAACAUUGGGCCAAAUAUCGAUAUGUAUUCAGAGAUCUACAUUCUUAUAUGUUCUCCGAUGCGCUGGGCCUGCCUCCAAAAUACAUUCGACAACGUUUCGAGCAUUUCAAGGAACGAAAGAAUCAACAGCAGAAAAAGCAACAAGAAGAAGCCGACAGAGCAUUCCGAGAACGUCACAAGCCACCGAAACCACACAAACCAAAACCCAAAUCGCAAUAUUCGAAAUUCGAAGAUGAAACAAUGGAAAAAGCAUAUAUGAGAACUGUGAAAAUGAAUCCAUCUUCAUAUGAAUCCAGGGAUCUUCUCGAGUCGAUUUCCAUUAGUUUACGAAUGUCAUUGAUUAAAGUUCACGAAUGGUUUAAUAAUAGGAAGUUUGUCGACUCUAUAAUAGAUCAAACGUGGAGAACAUUUUCUGUAAACGACGAAAAACGGCUCCAUUCGACAUUUCUUCAAAAUCCGCAACCAACAGAUGAGCAAUAUUGUUAUUUGGCGAAAGAACUACGUGCUCCAGUGAAAGAAGUGAUGAAUUGGUUCAAAUUGAAACAAAUGAACGAGGAACGCGAGGAAGAAGCGCUGAAAUUCGAAUAUAAGCUUGAUGCGCUCACACAGGAAAGCAUCGAUUUGUUCACGACAAUUGUUGAUGGAACUACUGUAGUCUCGGUCGCCAAGCGACGAUUGCUAGCACUAGAGCUUGACGUUCCAUACGAAACACUCGGUCGAUGGAUCUUCUACUACCGAAAUCGCGAGGAAAAAAGCCGGAAAUCUCCGAAACUCGAGGAUGAUGAUGAUCCACCGCCGAGGCUGGCGAAAAUGCCAAGGCUUGAGAUGAAUGAGCCCGACAACGAAGAAGAUAUCAAACUGGAACCAUUGGAUUCUUGACACAAUUUUUUUUGGCAAUUUUUUUGAAUUUUUAAAAAAAAUUUCUACCGCUCUAGUUUUGUUAUUUAAUGGGUUUUUGAUUAAAUAAAUGACAACCAAUAUA
This is a messenger RNA of Caenorhabditis elegans, 2174 nucleotides long. It is a transcript of the gene ceh-91, whose product is annotated as Homeobox domain-containing protein. Bases 14 to 2071 code for a protein of 685 amino acids. Gene Ontology annotation, molecular function: DNA binding. Gene Ontology annotation, cellular component: nucleus. Lineage: Eukaryota; Metazoa; Nematoda; Chromadorea; Rhabditida; Rhabditidae. The record is from RefSeq and is marked reviewed. The transcript has 8 exons.